UUCUUAUCAUCGUAUCGUACCUUAAAAAUUAAGGAACUAGCCAGACAGAGAGUAUUUUUUUCUAAAAUAAGAUGGGUUCCAAGGCAGUUCUUCUCAUCGGCCUUUCUCUGGCCGUUUUUCUCAUGAUCGCUUCCCAGGUUUCUGCUAGGGAGCUCGCCGGCAAAACUGCAGCUUCAUUGACCACAAGUGAAGGUGAGGAGCACAAGCAUGUAGAUGAAUAUGGUGGGCCGGGAGGCUAUGGACGUGGUGGGUAUGGAGGCGGCGGACGCGGUGGGUAUGACGACUGGGGACGCGGCGGUUAUGGCGGCGGCUAUGGCGGUGGUCGUGGAGGAGGAUAUUGCAGAUACGGUUGUUGCGGCAGGGUCGGAUACCAUGGAGGUUGCCAAAGGUGCUGCGGUUAUAAGGGGGAGGCCGUCGAUGCGGCGGGGGCAAAGCCGUGAUUAGUUGUCAUAUCGAAAUAUCGAAUAAACAAAUACUGUUAAAGCUUCUGUUUUAAUUAGAGAAUAUUAACUGAAUAUUCAGAACAAGGUUUGAAAAUUCCAAAAUAAGACUGUCAUGUUUUUAUUCCCAAAAUAGGACUAAUUACUGCCAUGUUUUGGCAGUAUCAGACUUUAAACAUGGCAGUAUUUUCUAAACUUGCCAGUAAUUACUCCUAUUUUGGGAAUAAAAAACAUAACAGUCAUAUUUUGGAAUUUUCAAAUUGUUUUAGUCCUAUUUCGAGAACAUUCCCAUUUGAUUAAUAUGGAUCCAUAUAUAUAUAUAUAUCUGUCUCUUAAUUAAAUAUGGACAAUCCCAAUCCCUUAAUUAUGUAAUAAUGCAGUGAUGUACGAUUGUACGGCACGCACAAUAUAUUUGUAAUGAAUAAAAUACUACCUAAUUGUUGCUACAACUUCAUUCCC
Cuscuta europaea is the source of this 899-nucleotide messenger RNA. Lineage: Eukaryota; Viridiplantae; Streptophyta; Magnoliopsida; Solanales; Convolvulaceae. The record is from the annotation of a GenBank genome assembly.